AUGCCCACUGCCAAAUGGGAGAUGAUACACGUCCACCGUAUCGAAAUUGCACUGGAGAUGAUUUCAGCAAGCACAGAGCCGUGGGCUAAGCAGGCGAAUAAUGGGGUGGUCAUCUUUGCGCUCAGGCGACCACGCUCGAGACAGGUCUAUCUAGCAGGAUGCCACGACCUGAUCCAGCAGCUUGCAGGAAUGGGUGUCCGCAUAGAACCCCGAUGGAUUCCUGCGCACCAAGGGGUCAUUGGCAACGAGAUUGUAGACCAACAUGCAAAAGAAGCAGCCCAAGAACCGGAAGGCCCACAGAACCCACUUAACAGAGGUAUAUGUCUCGCAGCCGCAGUAAAACAGCGAAUUCGCAGCGGUGUAGGUGUUUAG
Messenger RNA from Penicillium nucicola, 372 nucleotides. RefSeq lists its product as uncharacterized. The record is from RefSeq and is a predicted model, not a curated record. The coding region runs from base 1 to 372 and encodes 123 amino acids. NCBI's taxonomy places the organism in Eukaryota, Fungi, Ascomycota, Eurotiomycetes, Eurotiales, Aspergillaceae. The transcript is spliced from 2 exons. Gene Ontology annotation, molecular function: nucleic acid binding.